Messenger RNA from Paramecium sonneborni, 345 nucleotides. The record is from the annotation of a GenBank genome assembly. Lineage: Eukaryota; Ciliophora; Oligohymenophorea; Peniculida; Parameciidae.
CAAUAUAUAAAUAGAAAAAUAAACAAUUCAUUUAAAACUUAAUUACCAUAAGGAAUCACCAAGAUGAUGUAAUAAUUAAAUUGCAUGACCUUUAGGGUCUUUUAUAAUUUAUUCAGAAUUAGCAUUCAUAAUACCAAUUCCCAUAGCAUUUUCUUUACCUUCCCCAUAAAUAGCUACAACCUAUCCUUUUUCUGCCUAAAAUAAUUAGUAAAGUAACUUACAGGAUUAAGAGAACCUCCUUAAGAAAUAAGUCCAGGAGCUAAGACAUCAGAACCACUUAAAAUAUGUUUAAUUGCUCCUGCAUCAACUUAUUAUUUAAUUAAUAGAUCUGGAAAUUUAUGAACU